GCGCCCCGGUGUAGGCCUCCAUUGACAGCGUUUUUUUUUUUUUUUUUCGAACGCUGAGAUGAGGCGUGUCGAUGUCGUCUAUGCCUGGCUUUUAUAUAUUUCAACCCUUCCUUUGAUAUGUUCUGCGCUCAGCAUUCGGAAUGUCGAAGCCUUGGACACUGAUCGACCUACAGCGGGGAUUGCACUGUAUUUCGAAACCUCUGGAAGUCGGACGUCGGAGGAUCCAGAGGUAGUCAAUGUCCUCAUCCGGGAUCCGAGACAGGGAAACAACACCUUGAUUAUUGGCGAACUUAAUAUCGAGGAAGAACCGGACAUCGGCUUUCACCUUCCAGACCUCCCACCUGGAAACGGGUAUAUUAUCCGCAUAGUAGACCCAUCCUCCAACCGAGUACUCGCAGACUCUGCAACGUUUGAAAUUUUCCCUCCGGGAACGCCGCCCUCAGAGAACUACUCCAGCACCGCCGGCACGGGACCCACCACUUCCACACAUACAGUAAUCAGUCCGUCAAGGUCUCCAGGCGCAUCCAACAAUGGCGACAAGGAGGACGGCGGUGGAAGCCAGCUAGGUGUCAUUAUCGGCGGCGCAGUGGGCGGCUUCGCCAUCGUCGUUCUUUUCUUUGUCCUCCUGUGGCUCCUGCUCCGCAAACGCAAGCCCAAGCAACCAGAACUGGCGCCCUUCAACCCUGACAGCACGCCCAUGCACCCACAAAUCUUCUCAGGGGCCCCCAAAGACAAAGACGGAGUGAUAUCCCCCUUCUUCAUCCCCACCGCUGACGGCGGGAACGCCGCCCACACCCCCUUCACCGAAUCCAUCCCGCUCACACCGAGCUCCCUGUCCGCCGACAACUCGGGCGUAUUCGUGAGCGCGUCGUCCGAGAAGGCCAGGCUGAGGGCGCAGCAGACGAUGCGUGACCGCGCGAUGUACAACGCGAGUUCAUCAAGCAGCGGGCAAGCGCGUUCAGAGGCUGGAGGGAGUGCAGCUGGGUCGUCGGAUAACCUCUUGGCUUCGAGAAAGCACCAGCAUCAGCAGUUUGUUUACCCGCCUUCCUCCUCGAGUGGAUCAGAAACCAAAGGACACGCUAGAGCUAAUUCGGGGACAUCGGCGAGGAUGGCGGCGGCCAGGGCCGAGCAGUUGCGUCGGGAGAGAGAGCGCAUUGAUAGGGAGAUUGCAGAAUUAGAGAAUCAGUCAGCAUACAGCGGGGGAUCUGCAAUAGGGAGCGCGUAUGGUGGGGUAUCGCAGGGUUCGGAGGACCUGGUAGCGCAGAUUGCGAUGCUGCGAGAACAAGUCGGGAGGAUCGAGAGGGAGCGCGCCAUAACGGGCCACGGCUAUGAACUCGAGCCACCGCCUGAAUACGUUCCCAGGUCCCAGGAAGGAGCUUCACCUUCACCUUUUGCUAACACUGGUGACAGUGCAAGCCCCAGUCACAGGUUAUGA
This is a messenger RNA of Coprinopsis cinerea okayama7#130, 1435 nucleotides long. RefSeq lists its product as hypothetical. The record is from RefSeq and is a predicted model, not a curated record. The transcript is spliced from 5 exons. Bases 59 to 1435 code for a protein of 458 amino acids. Lineage: Eukaryota; Fungi; Basidiomycota; Agaricomycetes; Agaricales; Psathyrellaceae.